AUGAUCACCGCAAGCUUCGUCGUUGCCCUCGCCGGGCUGGCCUCGGCCGUCGAAAACGCGUCCCCCUUCCAGGCCGCCGACAUUUACUCUCUAAACGGUGCCGGCCUGGCCAACGGCUUCAGCGGACUCGCCGCUCGUGACGACCAGUGCCUCGCCAGCCAGGCCGUUUGCGGGACGGACUUGUGUAUGCCCAAGGGAGGAUCCUGCUGCGACAAGGUCAAGGGGACGUACUGCGACGUCGGAUUCUACUGCUAUGCCCAAGGCUGCUGCCCCAACGGCAAGGUCUGCCGAGGCGGUCCCACGGACGGAUGCGCUUCAGGGAAGCAAGAGUGUGGAAGUGUUUGCAUCGCCGGCUCCAGCGUCUGCUGCAACCCCAAGGCCAGCUCCAACAAUGUCUGGUGUGAGUACCCGAAAAGCUGCGGCGCCGACGGCAAGUGUGUCAGCAGAGCACUGGUGACGGGCGCCUCGGCCGCGCCGUCGUCUACCUCAUCACCCCUUGGGUAUGCCGAUGCCACCGAGACGGGUGGCGUUGCGGCCACGUCUGGGGGCAGUUCGGCCAAGGCAACCGGUGACGGCGGCGAUGGUACUAGCAGCAAGGGUGACAAGAAGACCCCCGUGGGCGCCAUUGUCGGCGGCGUGGUUGGUGGUGUGGCGGCCAUUGCCUUGGUUGGCGUCGGCGUCCUGCUCCUCCUGCGUCACAAACGGAAGCAGAAGGAUGCUGCACAGGGUCAGAACAUGCAGCAGCAGCAGCCUCCUCCUAACCAGCCUCUCAUGCGGCAAUACCCUCCCCACACCUCGCCUUACAUGGCAAACGCGUCUCCUGCCCAGGGAACGGGAUGCCCUCCUUCCCCCCCGGGCUCUCCUCCUCCUCUUCAAGGAUACUACAACACUUGUCCGCCGGUGGGACAAUACUCUCCUUCAGUGGCUACUGGCCAAGUCAGCUCGCCAACCGGUACAUACUCAACUGAUCCUCGAACUGGUGCUCCUACCGUCAGCCCAGUUGGGUUUGCGACUGUGGGUGCUACGCCUACUCCUCCCCCCGCCCGCCAGGGACACAAUGGCAAUGAGAAGCCCGUUGUUUACGAAAUGUCUGCAAAGCCAGGCGACGACCACCGCGGCAAUAUCCACGAGCUUGCUUAG
Metarhizium acridum CQMa 102 is the source of this 1140-nucleotide messenger RNA. RefSeq lists its product as uncharacterized. The record is from RefSeq and is a predicted model, not a curated record. NCBI's taxonomy places the organism in Eukaryota, Fungi, Ascomycota, Sordariomycetes, Hypocreales, Clavicipitaceae.